AUGAAGGACACCAUAGUUUUGUACCCAUCACCAGGCAGAGGCCACUUGUUCUCUAUGGUGGAACUAGGAAAGCUAAUACUCAAACACCAUCCUUCAAUCUCAGUUACAGUCAUGUUCUCCACCCUCCCAACUGAAACAAUCUCCCUUGAUGACCCCUACUUUGCCACAGUCUCUAACACCAAACCCUCCAUUACUUUUAUUCACCUCCCUCAAGUUUCUCUCCCUCCCAUGACCUCCUUUUCUCCUCUAGAUUUCGUAGCCUCUUUCUUUGAGCUCCCUGAACUCAACAACACUAACCUCCACCAAACCCUCUUGGAUCUUUCGAAAUCCUCCAAUAUUAAAGCCUUGGUUAUAGAUUUCUUUUGCAGUGCUGCUUAUGAGUUUGUCUCCUCUAGACUCAGCAAUAUCCCCAUUUACUUUUUCUUCACUUCUGGUGCCAGUAGCCUCUCCUUGUUUCUUUACAUGCCUACCCUUGAUAAGAACAUCACAAAGAGCUUGAAAGAUCUUGACAUCCUUAUUGAUUGUCAUGGUAUACCAAAAAUACCAUCAAAAGAGAUGCCACUAGCUAUGUCUGAUCGAUCUCAUAAGGUUUACCAAUACUUCGUUGACACUGCCAAGAAGAUGAUCAAAUCUGCAGGUCUCAUAAUAAAUUCAUUCGAGUUACUUGAGCCCAAGGCACUUCAGGCAAUACAAGAAGGAAAGUGCACCCCAAACGACUCAGUACCAUCAAUAUUCUGCGUCGGUCCGCUUUUAAACUCGAGUGAAACCAAAACAGAACACGAUUGUCUAACUUGGCUUGACUCACAACCAAGCCGCAGUGUUUUAUUUCUUUGUUUUGGUAGCUUGGGAGUCUUUAAUUCACGUCAGUUGAAGGAAAUGGCUAUUGGGUUGGAGAAAAGUGGUGUUAGGUUCUUGUGGGUGGUGCGUACUCCCCUAUCUGAUAGUCAAACCAUAGCUAUUAAGUCAAGUACUUCAAGUAAACCAUGUUUGGAAUCGCUAUUACCAGAAGGGUUCUUGGACAGAACCAAAGACAGGGGAUUUAUAGUGAAUUCGUGGGCACCUCAAGUUGCAAUACUCAACCAUGGCUCGGUUGGAGGGUUUGUGACUCAUUGUGGAUGGAAUUCGAUACUUGAAGCUCUGUGUGCUGGGGUACCAAUGAUUGCUUGGCCUCUAUAUGCAGAGCAAAAGAUGAAUAGGAUUUUCUUGGUUGAGGAAAUGAAGGUGGCUCUAGCACUGAGAGAAGCUAAAGAUGAUCAGUUUGUCAAUGCAGUGGAGCUGGAGGAGCGCGUGAUUGAGUUGAUGAACUCGAAGAAAGGAGAAGCUGUUCGAGAAAGAGCUAUGCAAUUUAGCGAGGGUGCGAUGGUGGCAAAGAGUGACAGAGGAUCUUCUAGUGUUGCCAUGGCUAAGUUGGUGGAUUCUUUUCAACUAGGUUAA
Dovyalis caffra is the source of this 1434-nucleotide messenger RNA. Lineage: Eukaryota; Viridiplantae; Streptophyta; Magnoliopsida; Malpighiales; Salicaceae. The record is from the annotation of a GenBank genome assembly.